Molecule: messenger RNA, 2489 nt
Organism: Drosophila mojavensis
Lineage: Eukaryota; Metazoa; Arthropoda; Insecta; Diptera; Drosophilidae
Product: PDZ and LIM domain protein 7
Exons: 6
Coding region: 765-2222 (485 amino acids)
Biological process (GO): muscle structure development; actin cytoskeleton organization
Cellular component (GO): adherens junction; filamentous actin; Z disc
Molecular function (GO): actin binding; muscle alpha-actinin binding
Source: RefSeq, a predicted model, not a curated record
CUUUUGGUUUUUAGUUGCUCGAGUCGUGUGCAAUCGUGCGGAAGCCAAAGAAAAUUGUGGAAACCUCAACAAAAAAACGAAGAGGAAAAUCCCAAGCAAACAUUCAUUAAGUUCUGCGCUUCGAAAAAGAAAAUAGAAUAAAUUAAAAUAAAAGUUGCCCUCAUAAUUAAAACGUAUUUAAAUUCCGGAGCAAAUUGGCUAAGCCGUAAAUCGGAAAUACCAGAGAGCGGAAGGAAAUUGUGGAAGUUCUUAGUCUAAUUGAUGCAUUGUGCAAUGCGUGAAAUUCUGAUUAUAUAAGAGAGGCAAAUGAAAGAAGUUUGCAUUAGUGGAAAACUCAAUUAACUGCGAAUUUUCGCACAGUCAUCGCCUAGCGGAAAGCCCGAAGAAAAGCCGGCAAAAAAAAAAGAACACAAAAUUAUUUAUUUUUGCAUGGGUAAAUUUUGUGAAUUUUGACAGGCGCAGCAAAAAAGAAGAAGAAAGAACAAAGAAUCGGUGGAAAGGCAGAUGGAAGAGAAAAACUAUUGCAGCAAAGUGUAAAAAAAGAAUAGGCAAAUAGAGAGAGUGAGAAAGAGAGACAGUGAGCGAGAGGGAGGGGCAGAUUGCAAGCGUGCGAGCGCACAAGAUUUAUAAAUAAAACGAGCAGCCACGCACAAAAAGAGCAGCGAUAAGAGGCGUAAGAGAGGGAGAGCGUGAAAGAUACGAAACGUAAACAAACAAAGGGAAUAGCAAACGCAGAAAGCAGAUAUAAUAAAAACAGCAUCACGAUGCCGGAGCCCUUGGGUCUGCUGUGGUCCACGCCCGAGACAAAGAAGAAGGCGCCCAUUAUCAAAGUAUCCUGCGGCAUCGGCGACACGGACGGCUUUCCCGCUUUCGAUGUCGAAUCGGAUAUCUACGACUCGAAGGACGACGAGAAGUGGGGUUUCCUGAUAACCGGUGGCGCCGAAUUUCAUAUGCCCUUAACUGUCUUUCAGGUAACGCCCAAUAGUAUAGCCGACAAAUCGGGCAUUCGUCUGGGCGAUAUAAUACUCGAGAUAAACGAGGAGGACGCCACGCAGCUGACUCUGGCCCAGGCACACGAGCGCAUCAACGCAACGCCCAAGAAAGUGCAGCUCCUCAUGCGCAACAUGGAAGAGGAUGAUCCCACGGGCAUGUUUGAGGCCGGCGAGGAGAAGUCCAUAGUGAUGCGCGUACCGAAGCCGAUGCCGCCGCCAAAGGCUACAUCUGUAGCAUCGCUUGCUUCUCGCUCUGGCCGCGUGCUGCCCAGCUCAAUUGAGCUGCGCCUGCUGGAGAUGCAGCGCAAACUCUCUGCCAUAGCUGAGAUACCCAAGAUACUAACCUCAACGCUGCAGACUGUUUCGCAGUCCUUUGGCAGCCUGCAGGACGUGGAGCUGUCCUAUAUGCCGCGCAAAUGCUCCUACGAUGAGGAUGCGCUCGACUAUGAGCUGGCCAGUGAGGACGAGCAUGAGGAUGGGGAUGAGGAUGAGGCUGAGCCAGAGGAGGCGGGACAAGAGGAUGAUCUGCAGGUGCCAGAUGAGGACGAUGACGAAGAGCGGUUAUUGCAACAGUGUGUAGCCAAGCAGCUAAAGGAUUUGACGCCGGAAUCCGAUUAUGCAUCGGAAGUCAAUUACGCGACAAAUGAGCUGAAUGAUGAGCCAGACGAGGAGCUAGACACGACUGAUGAGGAUGAGGAUGAGGAUGAAUCAGCACUCAAAACGGUUUACUAUAUGAAGCUGCCUGCUGUUAACCAUAGUGAACAUGAUGGCAAUGAUGGGAAGCAUGGGCAUGAGGCGGAGGAGCGGGAUGGGAUGGAUGAUGAUGAUGAUGACGACGAUGACAGCGAUUUCCUGAGCACCACUUACACCUGGAAUCUGCGAAAUGUGCCCAAGCUGCGCGUUAGCGACGCUGAAAGCCCUCAGCUGGAGACGCCUGCCAAUGCGUCUGACACAUCAAAGGUGCGCCCAGCCACGCCUACGCCAGCGCCCACAACCAAUACAACACAAAAGGCCAUGCUGGAGGCCACAAUAGCAUCGCCGACCGAGUCACAAAAGCUGCUCUUCAAACUGGAUAAUCUGGAGCGCAGCUGGCCUUGGGCGGAUCGGGAAAAAAUCAUCUACAAGCAAUCAACUUGUCAUCUGGUGCCACGCAAGCCACUGGGCAUAGUCAGCCAGCGCGUGCAGUUGCUGGCCAAGCAGGAGCUGCAGCGCAAGGAUAAGACGCAGUAGGCCAAAAAACAACAAAAAAUCGCAUUGACUUCUAACUGCGGCGGCGGCAGCUGCUGCAGCUGGCAGACAGCCAACUUUUAAUUGGGUUCAUUAUGCAAAUGCGUCAGCUGCAAGAGAAAACAACAACUUAUCACAGCCAUCACACGAGGCGUAUGCGCAAUCUACAUUUGAAAUAUGCUAUAGACACUGCCUGCUGAAGUAGAUUUUUUAGAUAUCUUUUCUUUUUAUGAAAUACUGCUGUCUUAACAUGUCCCACUUAGCAUGUAA